ACUGGGUGUAGUCUGGACUCCCGUCUUUUCCUGCUGGAGUUUUGCUGGAGUUGCAUGGCCGCGGACACAAAGAGCUGAGGCCCUCCCCGAGCUUAGACAUUCACACCAGCGAGAAGAGCCGGGACACAAGCUCUGGACUCGGCCUGGAGCGAAGACAACCACCCGCUGUCUGCGUUACUCUCUGGUUGUAGCCGUUUUCCUCGGGGAAUCUGUCGCUAUAACGGGAUUAGUUUGGGCAAAAACUUUCGGAAUAAGUUCAGGGAGAGUUUGUGUCGGAGUUUUUUUGACCCCCUUUUUCUGGUUGGCGUUGGAGACGGAGAGGACUGAAAAAAAAAAUGCGACGUUUGAUCGGGGCUCUGGUUGCCUGGAGCUGGGUGGCGAUGUGCGUCCGGGCCGCCAUGGAUGAAUGUUCGGACGAGCAGAACCGCGCGCAGCGCUGCAUGCCCGAGUUCGUUAACGCAGCUUUUAAUGUAACCGUGGUGGCGACCAACACCUGCGGCUCUCCCCCGGAGGAGUACUGCGUGCAGACCGGCGCCACCGGGGUCACUAAGUCGUGCCACAUCUGCGACGCCCGGGACCCCCGGAACCACCACAGCGCCGUGUACCUGACCGACUACAACAACCAGCAGGAUACUACGUGGUGGCAGAGCCAGACCAUGCUGGCGGGCAUCCAGUACCCGAACUCCAUCAACCUCACCCUGCACCUCGGCAAAGCCUUCGACAUCACCUACGUGCGUCUCAAGUUCCACACCAGCCGGCCGGAGAGCUUCGCCAUCUACAAGCGGGGGCGCGCGGGGGGCCCCUGGGAGCCCUACCAGUACUACAGCGGCUCCUGCGAGAAGACGUACAGGAAGAGCAGCCGCGGCUUCAUCCGCACCGGAGAGGACGAGCAGCAGGCGCUCUGCACCGACGACUUCAGCGACAUCUCGCCGCUCACCGGGGGCAACGUGGCCUUCUCCACGCUGGAGGGCCGGCCCAGCGCGUACAACUUCGACAACAGCCCCGUCCUGCAGGACUGGGUGACGGCCACCGACAUCAGAGUGACCCUGAACAGGCUCAACACGUUCGGAGACGAGGUUUUCAACGACCCCAAGGUCCUAAAGUCCUACUACUACGCCAUCUCGGACUUCGCUGUGGGAGGAAGGUGUAAGUGUAACGGCCACGCCAGCGAGUGUGUGAAGAACGCUGGAGGACGCCUGGUGUGUGACUGCAAACACGACACGGACGGAGACGACUGCGGCGUCUGCAAACCGUUCUACAACGACCGGCCGUGGAGAAGAGCCACCGCCGACAACGCCAACGAGUGUCUGCCGUGCGACUGUAACGGGAAAAGUGGCGAGUGUUUCUUCGACGCCGAGCUGUACCGCGCCACGGGCCACGGCGGCCACUGCAGGAACUGCGCCGACAACACGGACGGGCCCAACUGUGAGCGUUGCCUUGACAACUACUACAGGGGGGGGGGCAGCAGCCGAUGCCUGGCCUGCAGCUGCAACACAGUCGGCUCUGAGUCUCCUCAGUGUGACAGCAGAGGAGUGUGUGCGUGUAAACCCGGCGUGGGCGGAGAGAAGUGCGAUCGCUGCCAGCCAGGAUUCCACAGCCUGACUGAGGCCGGCUGCAGACCAUGUUCGUGCUCUCCAUCUGGCAGUACUCAGGAGUGUGACGUCAACACGGGACAGUGUCGCUGCAAAGACCACGUGGAGGGUUUCAGCUGUGACAGGUGUAAGCUGGGCUACUUCAACCUGGAGCCCAGCAACCCCCAGGGCUGCACCGCCUGCUUCUGCUUCCAGCACUCGUCUGUGUGUGACAGCGCCGAGGGCUUCAGCAUGCAGGCAGUCAGCUCGGCCUUCCACACAGAUGCCGAGCAGUGGACCGGUCAGCAGCGUGAUGGAUCCAGUGUCCCCGUCCAGUGGUCUCCCAGCGGACAGGAGAUCUCCCUCAUCUCAGACGACUACUUCCCCAUGUACUUCGUAGCCCCAGAGAAGUUCGUGGGGAACCAGCUGCUGAGUUACGGGCAGAACCUGAGCCUGAGUUUCCGGGUGGACCGUCGGGACACUCGGCUGUCUGCGGAGGACCUGGUUCUGGAGGGGUCCGGCCUGAGGGUGUCCGUCCCCCUCAUCGCCCAGGGCAACGCCUACCCCAACGAGAACAUGCAGACAUACGUGUUCAGGCUCCACGACAGCACCGACUACCCCUGGAGACCCACCAUCAGCCACGCUGACUUCCAGAAACUUCUCUACAACCUGACAGCAGUCAAGAUCCGCGGCACCUACAGCGAGAAGAGUGCCGGUUACCUCGACAACGUCUCCUUGGUGACGGCGAGGCGAGGUCCGGGUGCUCCGGCGCGCUGGGUGGAGCGCUGCACCUGUCCUCAGGGUUACCAGGGGCAACACUGCGAGCAGUGCAUGCUGGGAUACCGCCGCGCACGUCCAGAGCUCGGAGCCUUCAGCGCCUGCGAGCCGUGCAACUGUAACGGACACAGUGAAGCCUGCAACCCAGACUCAGGUGCGUGCGACUGUCGGGACAACACGGCCGGUCUGAGCUGCGAGCGCUGUAAAGACGGUUUCUACGGCGACGCCACCCACGGGUCGUCAGGUGACUGUCAGCCCUGUCCCUGUCCAACCAGAGCCACCUGCGCCGUCGUACCCAAAACCAGAGAGGUGGUCUGCACCAACUGUCCCGCAGGGACCACAGGUAAGCGCUGUGAGCUGUGUGACGAUGGUUUCUUCGGUGAUCCUCUGGGUCAGAGCGGCCCGGUCCGAGCCUGCCGCGCCUGCAAGUGCAGCGACAACAUUGACCCCAACGCCGUCGGCAACUGUAACCGGGAGACGGGCGAGUGCCUCAAGUGCGUCCACAACACGGACGGCUUCUUCUGCGAUCGCUGCAUGGACGGUUUCUACGGCAACGCCCUGGCCGCCAACGUCGCCGACAAGUGCAAAUCGUGCUCAUGCUCGCCGCUCGGCACCGUGGAUCGGCAGACCGGCUGUUCCCAGGUCACCGGCCAGUGUCCCUGUCUCCCCAACGUGGCGGAGCGAGACUGCGGCGCCUGCCAGCCCGGCUUCUUCAACCUGCAGAGCUCUGCCGGCUGCGAACGCUGCGACUGCAAUCCGAUUGGCUCCACCAACGGCCAGUGUGACAUCAGCUCCGGUCAGUGCGAGUGCCAGCCGGGCGUCACCGGGCUGCACUGCCAGCGCUGCGAGGCCAACUUCUUCGGAUUCGGCUCGUCCGGAUGCAAACCGUGUGACUGUGACCCCGAGGGCUCCGUGUCCGGCCAGUGUAAAGAGGACGGCCGCUGUGAGUGUCGUCCCGGCUUCGUCGGCGCUCGCUGCGACAUGUGCGAAGAGAAUUACUUCUACAACCGCUCGGCUCCAGGCUGCCAGCAGUGCCCGUCCUGCUACAGUCUGGUCAGAGACAAGGUGAACCAGCAGAGGCAGAAGCUCCACGAGCUGCAGACUCUGAUAGAUAACCUGGGCUCGGGCCAGGACACGGUCAGCGAUAAAGCCUUCGAGGACCGGCUGAAGGAGGCCGAGAGAGCCAUCAUGGAGCUGCUGGAGGAGGCGCAGACCAGCAAAGACGUGGACCGUGGCCUGCUGGAUCGCCUGAACGCCAUCAACAGCACUCUGACCACUCAGUGGAACCGUCUGCAGAACAUCCGCGGCACGGUGGACGACACGGGCACGCAGGCCGACCGCGCUCGCCACCGAGUCCGCGACGCCGAGAACCUGAUCGACCGCGCACGCCAGGAGCUGGACAAGGCCAAGGAGGCCAUCGGCAAAGUGGAUAUCAAACCUCCGACCGGCAACGGAGACCCGAACAACAUGACGCUGCUGGCAGAGGAGGCUCGCAUGCUGGCCGACAAGCACAAGAUGGACGCCGACCAGAUCGAGAAGAUCGCCAGAGACGCCAACGACACAUCCACCAGAGCAUACAACCUGCUGCUGAAGACUCUGGACGGGGAGGGCAAGACGAGCAAGGACAUCGAAGAGCUCAACAAGAAGUACAACGAGGCGAAGGAGCUGGCCAAGAAUCUGGAGAAACAGGCCAACAAGGUUCAGGCGGAGGCGGAAGACGCUGGAAACCAAGCUCUGAAGAUCUUGGCCAACCUGACCAGCGUGGGGCCAUUCGACACCAAAGCUCUGGAGGAUGAAGCCAGUAAGAUCAAGAAGGAGGCCUCUGACCUGGACACGCUCAUCGACAAGACGGAGAAGGCGUACAACGAGCUGAGAGACGACCUGAAGGGCAAAGAGCAGGAAGUGCGCAAACUGCUGGAGAAAGGCAGGAGUGAGCAGCAGACUGCGGAUCAGCUGUUGGCUCGAGUCGACGCUGCCAAAGCUCUGGCUGAGGAGGCAGCCAAGAAGGGCCAGUCCACGUUUAAGGAGGCAGAGAACAUCCUGGAAGAUCUGAGAGACUUCGACAAGAGAGUCAACGACAACAAGACGGCAGCCGAGGAUGCCCUGAAGAAGAUCCCCGCCAUCAACGCCACCAUCGCCGCCGCCAAUCAGAAGACCAAGCAGGCCGAGGCGGCGCUCGGCAACGCCGCCGCAGACGCCCGGGAGGCCAAGAACAAGGCGGAGGAGGCGGAGAGGAUCGCCAGCAACGUGCAGAAGGGCUCGGCCAAGACGAAGGAGGACGCAGAGAAAGCCUUCCAGGACACCAACGCGCUGGACAACGAAGUGGGCGACAUGAUGGAUCAGCUGGACGGCGCGGAGGAGCAGCUGGCCCGCAAGAAGGCCGAGGCCGACCAAGACAUGAUGAUGGCAGUAAUGGCGUCGGACAACGCGAAGGAAGCUGAGGACAACGCCCGCAAGGCCAAGAGUGCCGUGAAGACGGUGCUGGGCACCAUCACCGCCCUGCUGGAGCAGCUGGGAAACAUCGACAAGGUGGACCUGAGCAAGCUGAACCAGAUCGACGAGUCCCUGAAGAGGGCGCGGGGCCAGAUGGGCGACAGCAAGCUGGACAUGAAGCUGACGGAGCUGAACGACGUGGCCCGCACCCAGGAGGACAUGAUCAACCACUACGACCGGCAGAUCCGCGAGAUCCGCGCCGAUAUCGCCAAUCUCAACGACAUCAAGAACACGUUACCCAACGGCUGCUUCAACACGCCGUCUAUCGAGCGGCCUUAACCCCGCUUUUCACCUUCCCCCUCUUCCUCUUCCUCCUCCAUCACUCCCUUCUUCACAUCUAACACUCUGGCACACAUGCCGACUUUUUACCAAAACUGUUCUUUUGUUCUCAGAUUUCUUGUCUUUUUUUUUUUUUUUUUGAAGCCAAUAUUUCAAGUCCACGUUCAUGUUUUUUUUUUUUUUUUUUUUUAUGUAACGAAAGAGAAGCAGCUGAUUUUUUUUCGUCUUUAGUUAUUUUUAUUUUUUUUUUGGAGACGCAGUAACGUGGUUACAGUAGAAACGAACUAAGUGGGCGUAAAGAGAAGCCGUGCACAGAGGUGGAAGGACCUCGGAGAAGAAAACCAGAACCACAAAACCCGACGUGACUGCACCCGUCUGCUCCACGAGAGAGAAGUUCCACAGGAAGUUCCUCACGAGAGUCCGCUCGUAUUACCCAUCAUGCCCGGGGACACGCCAGCUUACUUUUUACAGUUUUCAGCCAGCUGAAUGUACAGCUACACACUGUUAUGUUCGAGUGUUAUCUUUUUAUGUUUUCAGAAACCACACAGUGAAGAAUCCUCUCUUCUUUUUCUCCCAAAGCUUCGUGUCCGACACACAAACGGCAGAGGAAAGUAUUUUUACGCCUCUCUUCGUUAACAGUAUUUUCACCUCCGAUGGGAGUAGAGCCACGCCGACUCUGCUGGUGAAUAUGAAGCCUCUGAAGUCCAGAGAAGAUAUCUUUUUAAAUCUUGUGCACGUUAAGAUACAUUAGUGUCACAUUCUCACAAUUUAUGGAUCCAAGGGUUACGUGGAGGAUAUUAACUUGUACGUGGAGGAUAUUAACUUCUACGUAGAGGAUAUUAACUUGUACGUGGAUGAUAUUAACUUGUACGUGGAGGAUAUUAACUUGUACGUGGAGGAUAUUAACUUGUACGUGGAGGAUAUUAACUUGUACGUAGAAGAUAGUAACUUGUACGUGGAAGAUAUUAACUUGUACGUAGAUGAUAUUAACUUGUACGUAGAGGAUAUUAACUUGUACGUAGAGGAUAUUAACUUCUACGUAGAGGAUAUUAACUUGUACGUGGAGGAUAUUAACUUCUACGUAGAGGAUAUUAACUUGUACGUGGAGGAUAUUAACUUCUACGUAGAGGAUGUUAACUUGUACGUGGAGGAUAUUAACUUCUACGUAGAGGAUAUUAACUUGUACGUGGAGGAUAUUAACUUGUACGUGGAGGAUAUUAACUUGUACAUAGAAGAUAUUAACUUGUACGUGGAGGAUAUUAACUUGUACGUGGAGGAUAUUAAGUUAUAAUCUUGUUGCCACAAGAUAUGGACCUUGGUUUGUCACAAGUCAUUAUCUUCUAUGCUGAAGAUGUCUUGUGCACGCAAAAUAUUAUCAUUAUUGUUAGCUGGGGGUUGGAGUUACAAGUUAUCUUGGGAAAGAGCCCUAUCUUUUGGGAACAAAAUACAUAAUAUCUUGUGUUUACAAGUUAUAAUCUUGUUCCCACAAGGUAUGGAUCUUGAGUUAGGGUUACAAGUUAAUAUAAUCAACAUGCGAGACAUUAGCUUGAGCGUUUAAGAUAUAGAUCUGGCAUGGGGGAUAUUAUCUUCAGUGCCAAAAUGUUGUUCCCAAAAGAUCUGGACCUCUGCUUAGCGAAUUAACGAUCUUGUGUAUUAGAUAUAAAUUAGUAUCCUGUUCCCACAAGGUAUGGAUCUUUGGGUGGAAGAUAUGCUCUUGUUUGCACAAGAUAGAUAUGGAUCUUUGUGGGAACAGAAAAGUAAAUCUUGUGUGCCAAAUUGUAUUUUUUACCCCCAAAAGAUCUGGACUUCUGCUUCAGGAAGUUAUCUUGUACGUGCACACGAGAUAAAAAAUAUCUUUCAGGACGCCGGUGGCUCUUUAGCUGCGUCUUUAAAUCAGCUCUGACAUUUCAAACGCCAUUUCAUGUGCUGAUGUUUUAACACUACAAGCGUUUUUAUUUCUGUUGUCCCAGAAGUUGCUGCUUACCACUGACUGAUCACACGUUAACCUUUUCUCUUCCAGGCUAAAUCCAACACUAUGCAACUUUGUACAUUUUGCGUAGUGAGAAUUUUAUCUGAUACACUGGUGCUAAUAAUUAUUUCAAAUGUUAUAUUUUUGUGUGAAUGUUUUUUAUUAUGACAUAGAGUGAGGAAUUUGUGUAAAUAUAUGCUUAAAUGAUUCAGGACUGGCUGAUCUUUUUUUUUUUUUAAAGAAAUGAAACUCCAUCAUGAUGCAAAAACAGCCACGUAAAAGUUCUAUCACAAUCAAUCAACUGAAACCUCCAGGUAAAAUAUAUAUAAGUAUCUAUGAUAACGUCUGUGGUAUGUUUUUAUUAUUAUUGCUUGUAUACAAGGCUCAGUGUUGCUGCCUCGUAGCGAUGAUGCCAAUAUUUCAUGUUUUAUUGAUUCAAACCUAACUGAAUAUUUGUGUUUAGUUAUUAUAUAUUUUUUGGACCCAUCAGGACAUCGCGAGUCAUCGUACUGAAUUUAUUCGCUCGACUUCACAGAGACAUAAUUGUAUCGGUCACUCGUUACUACGAUAGUUUUAAUUAGUGUUUUGUGCCUUUUAAUAUAAAGUUUUGGUUGUAAUCACAGUCCCGUCGAGGGGCAUCCACGUUUUAAUCUCACAAAAAAUGUCUUCGUCGUCUUCGCUCACGCACGCCUCCGUCUCCUAAUGUCGGUACUGAAACAGGGUUUAUUUUUUAUUGUUUUUAAUCAGGUCCUGAACAGAGAAACUAUCUGCUUCUCCGCCGGCAGAUUCUGCAGACAAACAUCAACUCUGAGGGAUGUAA
Perca flavescens (yellow perch) is the source of this 7909-nucleotide messenger RNA. It is a transcript of the gene lamc1, whose product is annotated as laminin, gamma 1. The record is from RefSeq and is a predicted model, not a curated record. Lineage: Eukaryota; Metazoa; Chordata; Actinopteri; Perciformes; Percidae. The coding region runs from base 336 to 5120 and encodes 1594 amino acids. Gene Ontology annotation, cellular component: basement membrane. Gene Ontology annotation, biological process: animal organ morphogenesis; axon guidance; tissue development. The transcript is spliced from 28 exons.